Molecule: messenger RNA, 3749 nt
Organism: Salvia splendens (bonfire salvia)
Lineage: Eukaryota; Viridiplantae; Streptophyta; Magnoliopsida; Lamiales; Lamiaceae
Product: probable myosin-binding protein 4
Exons: 4
Coding region: 346-3186 (946 amino acids)
Molecular function (GO): myosin binding
Source: RefSeq, a predicted model, not a curated record
UGAGAAUGGCGUGCCUCCUGUUAACACGAUUUCUUUCCAUAUUCAAUUUUAUUCACAAAUAAUAAAAAAAAUGUGAAGGCUCCGCUGCUUUACCAACAUUCUUUAAUCCGUCAAAAAAAAAAGAAUUCUUUAAUCCGUCCGUUGCUUAAUGCUUUUGCUUCUUUUCUAAAGCUGCAAGUCUUCUUUGGCUGUCGAAUUGUUCAAACCGCCCACUUUCUCAUUUCUCAAUCUCAUUUUAGUCCACCACUCCUCUCUCUCUAUCCAUCUCUAGAAUCUUUUAUUCUGCGAUCCUUCAUUCCUUUUCUUAAUUCUUGUUAAACAUUUAAAUUAGCUGUAAAUAAGAACAUGGCUGCAAACAGAUUUGCAACGAUGUUGCACAGAAACACCAACAAAAUCACACUGAUUCUCAUCUACGCAGUGCUGGAAUGGAUUCUGAUCUUCCUCCUCCUCCUGAACUCCCUCUUCUCCUAUAUGAUCAUCAAAUUCGCGGAGUUUUUCGGGCUCAAGCCGCCGUGCUUGUGGUGCACGAGAAUCGAUCAUGUUCUCGAUCCCGCGAAAGGGGGUAGGAACAUGCACCGGGAUCUUCUCUGCGAAGCCCACUGCAAGGAGAUUUCGAGGCUGGGUUACUGUUCGAAUCAUCGGAAGCUGGUGGAAUCCGAGGCUAUGUGUGAGGAUUGCUUGUCCUCGCGCCCCGAGGUUGAGGGAUCGGCGAAGAAUUUGGCGGUGUUUCCAUGGGUGAAAGGGUUUGGGGUAAUGCAGAAAAGUGUGGAAACGGUAGGUGAGAAUUGUGGGGUGAGUUUGAACUGUUCCUGUUGUGGUGUGUGUUUGGAUGAUGGUGGUAAAUAUUCUUCUUAUGUUCUGCUCAAGACCUCGUCUUUGGAUGAUUUGGAGAGUGCCCAGAGAGAGAAUUUGAUUAUUGAUGAUGAUCGAGUUCGAGAAGUGUUUGAUGAUUCUACUGAGAAGAUUCUGGAUUCUGCUGCUGAUUUUGGUGGCGUUGAGAAGGUUGAGAAUAUUGGGGAUUUGGAAGCAAAUGAAGAUGAUGAAAAAGAGGCUGGAUGUGUUUCUGAGAAUUUUGACGAGGCAAAAUUUUUGGAAAUAGGAGAGGAUGUGGUGUUGGAGGUGGAGAGAGAAAGGGAAACUGUGGAGGAAGAGAAAUCGGUUUUAAUUAUGAAGGAUAAGUCUGUGCAGGUGUGUGUUGAAGAAGAUGAGAUUCCACCUCAGCAUCUGGAGUUUUUCCUGGAUUACAGUGGUCACACAUUGGUUCCGAUUGAAUUGAUCGAUUCGAUGACGGAUGAGCAUCAGGGUGAGGAGGAUGACGGGAUUGAAGGUGAUGAUGAUGGCAAUGAUCAAGCUCGGGUUGAUGAGAGAGAGCCAUUGGUUUUGGGGGGUGAGAGCAGACAGGAGAAGAAGGCUGAUGCAUUUCUUGAUGUUGAUAUCAAUGAGGAACCUACAUACACGAUGCUUGAGGUCAUGGAAAUGGAAGAGGAUGAAAACUCUCUUGUGUUUCAUGCGAAAGACUCUCAUUUUGAGACAACGUUUCCACUGGCACGGUGGCCUUCUGUGGAGGUGAAUGAUGAUCAAGAAAUGGCUGGAGUACCGGUUGAGGAACAACCAGAUGAUCGUGCAGAUAAUAAUGUAGCAUGUGAGGAGGCUGCUCAGGAAAACAAUGAAAAUGAAGCAGAUGUCUCCAUUGGAACUGAAAUUCCUGACUUGGAUAUAGCAGAUGAGAUGAUUCAAAUUCAAGAUUCUGUUCAUUUGAUUGAAAGCAGUCGAGAAGAUUCUUCAACGAGCUGUGCUGAUCUUUAUGCACUAUACGAUGAUCAUGGUCCUAGGCAAGUUGUGGAGCAGGUUGUGGAGCCAGAAUCGUUAUCCUUUGAGGAUAGGGAGCAUAUGAAGGAGAACGAGCCUUUGUUUCAGUCAGAGGUGAAUGAGACUGAGGAGGAAGAGGAUAAGUUUCCUGAUACACCGACGUCUGUGGAUAGCCUGAACCAGUUGCACAAGAAGUUUUCACAGCUCGAGAAGAGGGAUUCAGGGACUGAAGAGUCAUUGGAUGGGAGUGUGACGAGUGAGUUGGAAGGCGGUGAUGGUGUUGUCACUGUUGAGGGGUUGAAGGCAGCACUGAGAUCAGAACGUAAGGCAUUGCAAUCAUUGUAUGCUGAGUUGGAAGAGGAGCGGAGUGCCUCUGCUGUGGCAGCCAAUCAGACAAUGGCGAUGAUAAACAGACUGCAGGAAGAGAAGGCAGCGAUGCAGAUGGAGGCGCUUCAGUAUCAGAGGAUGAUGGAGGAGCAGUCAGAAUAUGACCAAGAAGCUCUGCAGCUCAUGAAUGAACUUAUGGUGAAGAGAGAGAGGGAGAAGAAGGAGGUGGAGAAGGAGUUGGAAGAGUAUAGGAAGAAGCUAUUCGAGUAUGAGACGAGGGAGAAGGUGAGGAUGUUGAGGAAGAGCAAAAACGGGAGCACGAGGAGUGGAUUCUCAUCGGCUUCUUGUAGCAACGCUGAGGAUAGCGAUGGAUUGUCCAUUGAUCUGAAUCAAGAUGCCAAGGAAGAAGAGGGCUCUUACACCCAUAAAGAAAAAUACGAAAACCAGAGCACGCCUAUCGAUGCAGUCGUCAACUUGGAGCAAUCUUUAGCCGAUUUUGAGGAUGAGAGGAUGUCCAUACUCGAGCAGCUCAAGGUCCUAGAAGAGAAGCUCUUGACAUUGGAUGAUGAGGAUGAGGAUGACGAUGACAUGGAGCAACAUUUUGGGGAGGAAAAUGGCCAUCAUCAUAUCAAUGGUGAAACAAAUGGACAUGCAAAUGGCUUUGCUAAAGAAACAACCAACGGGAGGCCUCAUCAUCAACACAGGAGAAUCGCGGGCCACAAGGGAAAAUCGCUGCUCCCCCUCUUCGAUGCAAUCUGUGAUGAAAACGGAGACGCCAUGCUGAACGGAAACGGAGUGCAUGAUUCCUCUCACGAUGAAUCAGAGUUCGAAAUGGAGAACAAGAAGCUCGCCAUGGAAGAGGAGGUCGACCAUCUCUACGAGAGACUACAAGCCCUCGAGGCAGACAGGGAGUUUCUCAAGCACUGCAUGAGCUCUAUGAAGAAAGGUGACAAGGGUAUGGAUCUCCUCCAAGAAAUCCUGCAGCAUCUGCGAGACCUCCGCAACGUGGAGCUUCGAGCUAGAAGCAUGGGCGACGGCGCGAUAGUAUGAAACAAGACAUCACUAAGUAUCCAUCCAUCUCCACAAAACAUUCUUGGUAAAUCCAAAGCUACAGGCGUUUGAUGCAAGAGAAACAGCUAAUGUGGAGAGGGAAUUGAAGCUCUUGUUUUUUUGGGUAAAAUUUGCAGACAAGGAUUUGAAAUCUGCUGGAGUUUUGAUCCCCUUUGUUUCCUUUGUCAUUUUGUCAUAAUAGACCCAAUUUUAUUGUGGGUAUACAAGUGUCCAUCUACACCCCUUUGUGGGAAAAGGGUGUGAUGAAUGUAUGUGUGUAGUCUAGUGAGCACAAAUAGCUGUCACUUUUGUAUGUGUUUGUGAGUUGACAUUUCAUUAGGCAUUUAGGAGUAGCUUAGUUUCAUUUUUCAUUUUUCAUUUUUUGAAGAGAGAGAGAGAGAGAGGCAAAGAUGGGAAAGAGGGGUAAGUAAUUCCUAUUUCCAAGUCUCAUUAUAUUUGCAUCAUUCUAAAUUAAUCAGAGUUUGUUUAUUUAUUUGGAAGGUCUAGUUGUAAAAUACUUGUACCCAUCUGUAAGUAUAUAAACAAAUGAGUGUGUUUGUCUA